AAUGGGGAAAGGGCUGACCAGAAAGGAACAGAAUUAGGGCAAGACAGAGUUGCCUUUGACGUUCUUCCCCAAAUUGCUCGUCUUUGGUCGCCGGAGAUUCAUCAAAUCCCAUCUGCAGUCGCUUUUCACAAUAUUUUCGUCAUGAGAUGAGGGCGCUGGAGGAAACGGUUGCGCCCUUGCCUAUACUGCGGACGAGCAACGGAACGGAGAGUGACGGAUCGAUUGGGUUCUCCCUAUGGUGGAGCUCCGGGUGUCACGAGCAAUGGUGGCUGGAAGUCGGCCUCGUCAUCGCAUCAUUUCUCUUCUUGGUUUUCCUGCUCUCGCAGACGAAGAAGAGCUUUCCAAAGCUCUUGCAUGGCCGUUCGCACGUAAUGAUCGCCUAUUAUUCUAUUCUCUGGAUCGUUGCCGUCCUCAACUUCCUGUGGUGCUUGCUGCAGGCGUGGGAAUGUAAUGCUGGCAAGGAGGUUGCGUGGAACCUUUUGUCAUUGUUCACCACUAGUGGGAUGUUAUUUUUAGAAGUUAGUUUGCUGGCUUUCUUGCUUCGAGGCAACCGUCUCAGUGGCUUGGAUUCUUUAACGCGUAUACUGAUUAUAUCAGGGUUCAUUGUCUGUGUGGACAUCUUUCUGAAGGCAACCUAUAUAUUUGGUUUUGGAGUGCCUUUAUUUGUAGACACCAAGAAGAAUUCAAGCAGCCAUAAAUGGGGUUUGUGGGCCUUCCACAAGCUAUUGCUCACAUUGGUUUAUGCUUUAGUUUUUGCAAUGUACCAUACAAAAUGGAGAGACAGGUUGCCAGCAAGGCCUGCAUUUUAUAAAUAUACAACUGCAAUGCUACUUGUCAAUGGGGUGGCACUUUUUGCUUGUGCACUGAUGGGGAGUGGUUAUGGAAUUGGCCUCUGGUUUUGCAGCCUUGUCAUCUAUCAUGCCUUUUAUCUUCCUCUCACCUACCUGACCUUUCUCGCUGAUUUUUUCCUGGAGGAGGAUCUCCAUUUGGAAAAUGCCUACUACUCUGAGAUGAUGGAUGCUGGAUUCUUCGAUUCCGAUUGGGAAUGAACUUUCUGAUUGCAUGGAGCACAGCAAAAGCAGCCUCUCCCCCACCAAUAUAUACAAAUGUAAAUUAACAUGGCUGACCUUGUAACCAAGCCAAAGCAUCCGCAAUGUUUGUUAUGUAAUACAAAAAGGACAACAAUAUGUAAGCAACUGUGGCAAAUGAAGACCUCACAAAGUGGAGAUUUCGCAAUACAAAAUGGGUUAGUUUCAAAAAUAUCAAAUCCGAUAUUCUUAUGAGGGG
Molecule: messenger RNA, 1287 nt
Organism: Nymphaea colorata (pocket water lily)
Lineage: Eukaryota; Viridiplantae; Streptophyta; Magnoliopsida; Nymphaeales; Nymphaeaceae
Product: protein CANDIDATE G-PROTEIN COUPLED RECEPTOR 2-like
Exons: 7
Coding region: 147-1049 (300 amino acids)
Biological process (GO): G protein-coupled receptor signaling pathway
Cellular component (GO): plasma membrane
Molecular function (GO): G protein-coupled receptor activity
Source: RefSeq, a predicted model, not a curated record